Peromyscus maniculatus bairdii (prairie deer mouse) is the source of this 1416-nucleotide messenger RNA. The record is from RefSeq and is a predicted model, not a curated record. NCBI's taxonomy places the organism in Eukaryota, Metazoa, Chordata, Mammalia, Rodentia, Cricetidae.
AUGUAUCUUAUGCAAUUGGAAAUCUGUGACAAAAGUUGCAUAAAUGAAACUACUCCAUGUAAUGAUCUCAUCUCCUCUUUAGAUACAGAGGAGCCAACCAUUAAGAGAAGACAGCCUUUCAUAUCCUGGUUGUUCCACAAGGGCUCUGUGCCCCACCAGGAUCAAGUGUGCACAUUCCUGCCAGUUGUGAAGACAGGAAAACUCUUUGGAAAAGAUCUGACUGCCAUCUGUGGGGAUGGCAAUCUACCCACAGCAAUUCUGGUAGACAUGCUAUCAUUUCUUAGUGAAAAGGGGCCAAUCACUGAAGGUAUCUUCAGAGCAUCUGGGGAUAUAAGAUUAUUCUGAGCCCUAAAAGAAAGGCUGGAUUCUGGGACAGAAGUGAACUUGAACAAUGAAAAUGUCCCUGUUGUGGCAUCUAAAUGGAAGGAGUUUCUUCAAAAUAUACCAGGAAGUGUGCUGACGUCUCGACUACAUGAUGAAUGGCUUGGUGUCCUCGACCAAGUGUGUGAAGAGAAGAAAGUAGCUACAGUGCAGAGUCUUUUAGAGCAACUACCCCAACUGAAUGUCAUUCUUUUGAAACAACUUUUCAGAAUAUUCUACAAAAUUGAGAAAAAUUCUGAAGUCAACCAUAUGACAUCUUCUAAUUUAGCCAUUUGCAUAGCCCUGAGUAUUUUAUGCCUGCCUAGUUCCUGCAACUCAGGAUUGACAGAUAUCACCAAAAAGAUUUCUCUUGUCAAAUUCCUUAUUGAGAAUUAUCCAAAAAUAUUUGGAGAAGACCUCAUUUAUGAGAGCUCAUUAUAUAGCUCAUUGCUCUGCUCUAAUGGGGAGAAGGCUUACAAUUUCCUGAACACUCCAACCGACAGUGUUGAGACAGAGGAAAAGGAACAAGAAGAAGCCUGUCCCAGUGGGAGGACAUGCCCCACAGGCAAUGAUGCAGUGCCCAGAAGUCCAACUGCUUCUCUCCACAGUGAGGGAGUUAUGGCACCAAAUGAGGAAUACCUCAUUGGAAAUUCUCACACCCCACCAGGACCAAAUGAUGAACAUCUAGUUGGAAAUUCUCACAACCCACCAGCACCAAAGGAGGAACAUCUGGCUGGAAAUUCUUGUACCCCACCAGCACCAAAAGAUGAAAACCAGGUGGGAAAUUAUGACACAUCACCUGUACCAAACCAGGACCACCUCAUUGGAAAUUCUCACGCCCCACCAGCACCAAAGGAGGAAAAUCCUGUUGGAAAUUCUCACACCCACCAGCACCAAACAAGGGACAUGGUUGGAAUUUCUCACACCCACCAGCACCAAAUGAGGAAAACCUGGUGGGAAAUUAUGACACCCCACCAGCACCAAAAGAAGAACACCUGGUUGGAAAUUCUCACAGCAACCAGCACGAAAAGAAGAAAACCUUGUUGGAAAUUCUGA